AUGAAUCUCAUAUUGUACAUUGGCCUCGGAACUUGCUUGUUCUGUUGUACGCGUUCGGUGCCAGCUCAAAAGGAGGUCAGCAUCAACUUCACCAACAGCGGUCGUAAAGGCGUAACGAGACAGCAUGUUUACAAGCUCAACGGAAUAGAAUUAGAAGGCAACUCGAAAGUGGUAGGAUUCCAGGUUCGUGCUGGAACCCAUACCGAACAGGAUGAUAAAGGAAAAGGUGUUCAGUCAUGUUCCGGUAGCCGGAAGGAGAAACCAGCUGAACCUUCAUUGUCGGUGGGCAUCAUUUUUAACUUAAAAUCCUACGGGAACUGGUCGAAAUGGUCCCACUGCAAGAGAGCCUACUGUAUUCAGUCUCGCCUUCGAGAGUGUACCGAUGACACGUGGAAACAGCCGAAAUUGAAACGCUACCAGUUCUCAAGAUGUGCGAGCAGAUAUUACAUAGAAACUCGCCCGUGUGAAGAUAAGAAAGCAUGCGCAACACCAGCGAUGAGAAAAAACUGUGGGGUGAGACCGGGAUUUGUUGGACCAGCAUUCAAAAUUCUGGGUGGCGAAAGCAGUGAGCCAAACGCAUGGCCGUGGGCGGUUCGUUUGACGAUACAGUCCGGGGUCGAGAAUGCGACUACUCUGUGCGGUGCUACGCUUAUCGACCCACGGUGGAUCGUCACUGCUGCUCAUUGUCUAAAAAAGCUGAUCGAUAUUAAUCCAUUCGACGCACCGAGCAGUACUGUGGUGUUUUCCAACAUUUCUUUAUAUGCGCACUUGGGUGAUCAUCGGAAGAGCAAACUGGAGGUGACUGAAAAGAUACAUCUGGUCCAGAAAGCUAUUCUUCACCCAGCAUUUCUCCCGGCGGACGUGACAACCGGCGCCGACAUUGCUCUACUAUAUCUAGCUGAACCUGCCAAAUUGCGGAGUGAAGUCAAUUUUGCCUGUGUGCCAUAUGAAUUCAUGGCUCCCAAACCUGGAACCGAAUGCUACGCCGUCGGAUGGGGUAUGGUUGAAUCUAAAUCUAACAAAGCUUUUCGGAGAUUACUGUCUCGCUCAGAUAAAUACAACCCUAUUCAUCACAUGCGUGGACCCUAUGAUGAAAUGCUGACCUCGGAUCGGUUGCACGAAGUCAGUCUGCCUAUUGUGAGCAACAAUGAUUGUAAAACACAUCAUACCAUUCUCAACGAGAGAUUCCACAUUUGUGCCGGUUCUACAGGGAAGGACACGUGUCGCGGUGACAGCGGUGGCGGUCUAUAUUGUCAAGUGCCAAAUUCUAGCGAUUGGUUUAUUGCCGGAGUGACGAGCUUUGGACAUAUUGAUGGAUGUGGACGAAGUCCGGGCGUUUACACUUCAGUCAUUGCUCAUCGUGACUGGAUAAGGAGGACAAUCAAGGAAGCUAAAUCCAAGUCGCUUUAGAUGCACAGGCCUGGUAAUGUACAUUUCACCAAGGAGAAACAGUUAUAAAAGAAAACAUG
Molecule: messenger RNA, 1469 nt
Organism: Dicrocoelium dendriticum
Lineage: Eukaryota; Metazoa; Platyhelminthes; Trematoda; Plagiorchiida; Dicrocoeliidae
Source: the annotation of a GenBank genome assembly